AUGGAGCGAGCUCUAAACGCUACUGGAAGACCUAUAAUGUAUUCUUGUGAAUGGCCAUCAUACUUAUACCCCGAUCAGCUGGAGGUGAACUACACAGAAAUCCGGCAAUCAUGCAAUCUUUGGAGAAAUUUUCAUGACAUUUCCAAUUCCUGGCACUCGGUGCUGAGCAUAAUAAACUUCUACGAUAAAUGGCAAGAUAAGCUCAUUCCUGCUGCAGGACCUGGAGGUUGGCAUGACCCGGAUAUGCUUAUUAUUGGCCUCAACCCAGGAUUGACCGUUGAUCAAGCCAAGGUGCAGAUGUCGAUAUGGUAAUU
Cylicostephanus goldi is the source of this 314-nucleotide messenger RNA. Lineage: Eukaryota; Metazoa; Nematoda; Chromadorea; Rhabditida; Strongylidae. The record is from the annotation of a GenBank genome assembly.